AAAAAAGGGGGCUGGGGUGGUGUGUCGAGGGGGUGUACUGAACUGGGCGGGCACUGUUGCACGUGUUCUGAAUGGGAAGGACGGAGCACGCGUCUCACUUCUCAUGACCAAUCGAUCCCUGCAUGGCCGGGUGGAGCGAAGGGAGCGCGCAACUAUCGCCACUGCGCCACUGUACCGCCAUCACUCUUCUGGGCGGCUCUGCCAGGCUGUCACAAAGCGACUCAAACUUCUGCGGAGAGUUGGUCUGAAACUAAAGCGCACACCAGCUUGGUGUUUUUUUUGUUUUUUUUUAAUUGCUACUAAACGUACUUAUUUGACUGACUUUAUCCUCAAUGUGAGGUUGGGAUGGGACUUUGUGAGUUGAGCACAUUCGGAGCACGUUGCUGUUCCAUGAAGUCGCGGUUGUCUGAACCGGCUUCAGCUGCCCGUUCCUGUGCGCGGACUCUUCGAGCUUCUUUCUUCCCCUCUGAGUCGGUGCGUUUGGGUUUUCCAGGAACUGGAUCGGAGACAGCAAAAAAAGGAUUGUGAGGAAAAACAUUGGAGUUUGAAGCAAAAGUUAAGUCUCUCCUGGAUAAUCCUCACUUUACUGCAGUCAUGAUAUCCACGAUAUAAAUUCGGGGUCUUCUUCUGGUUGAGGAGAGGAGGAGCGAGUGGAAGAAGAGGAGAGCCAACGUGUGAAUGGAUGCAACGAUGGCUUGGCGUUCUUAGAGAGGCUACUUGCUGGAAGAGACCAAUUAAAAAGGCAAACAGGAUGAAACUGUGGAGGAGGUCAGCUUGGCCUUUGGUGGUGGCCUACCUCGUUGCCUUGGCGAUGCUCUGCGUCACCCCCGUGGCCGCUGGCAACCGCAACCACCGGGGAUCGACAGUCUCCUACCAGGUGAAGCAGGGGACAUGCGAGGUUGUGGCCAUCCAUCGCUGCUGCAAUAAGAAUAAGAUCGAGGAGCGCUCCCAAACCGUCAAGUGUUCCUGUUUCCCCGGGCAAGUCGCUGGCACCACCAGAGCAAGACCCUCAUGUGUGGAAGCCUCCAUUGUAGCCCAGAAAUGGUGGUGCCAGAUGCAGCCAUGCAUGGAUGGAGAAGAAUGUAAGGUCUUACCUGACUUGACCGGCUGGUCCUGCAGCACUGGCAAUAAAGUCAAAACCACAAAGGUCACACGAUAACAAGAGAGCCACUGGAGCAAGAGGCAACGUACAAUUAACUCUCCAUCUGGAAAGAGUGGAAGACAUGAACUUACUAGAACAUGUUGAAAAUAUGAUGUCAGCAUCUCCAUUAUGAAACAAGACAGUAAACGUAACCACGAUAAUGCCGUACCCGGCGGUGGCCAUGAGGACAACCGCGCUUGCCGAGGGUGCACGAGGACAAAAAGCGACUCUAAUUUCCAACCUAUGGAUGAUCGAAAUCCAAUCUGAAGACCGAGUAAGCAUUUCAAAGUGUGUCUUUCAACAAAGCAUUUGUGGAGACGUGAGCCCAGCCACUGGACAUGAUGCGGGCGGGCUUUUUGUCAACUUGUAGAGCUCAUAUAGUGCAGCAAAGGGAUAGCGGCUCAUAACUAGCAAAUUAGAAUGGAAUUGCUCUUGUGGGUCAAGUCGCCGCCGCCACAAAGACUGUUUUGUGUGAGCCAAUUUGCAGUUCUAAUUAGGAAUUGCUGUGUAGGAACAUAACAACAUAUUAAAAAUUCAUGUGUGGUAUUUGCACUAGUUGAAACCUUUGGGUAAUGUUUGGUUAUUCCCAAUAUCGCUCGAUGGAGGUCUUGCAGAACUUGAACAUUUUCUCCAACAUUUAAAGUAGGGUGCCUCUUUACGUAUGAGUGGUUGAAAAUUGCUACCAUUCGAACUAGCAAAUCUCGAUCAUCCCGUAUUUCUGGUCGUUAUCAAAACGUGUUCUGUGACAUCUCCACUUUCUUUUAAAAGAAGACAUCAAAGGUUCAAGCGUUUGCUUGUGUUGUCUUUUAUCGGAACCAUUGUUGUUUUCCUCAUGGACAAGAUUAUUUGCAAAGUGACGUCCUGAAUGAGGGUCAUUUGUAGCCACCUUUACGAGAAAUCGGAUGUGUUUUUGCGCAAGCGCCGAUUUCCCCCCAGAAAGCUUUUCUGCAUCAAUAUUUCUGUGCGAUAUGGUGAAAAUUGCUCCGGAUAAGUGCGGUUCAACUCUUGGCAGGCUUUACCCUGCAGGGUCUGUCACCAUUGUUGCAAUGAGGACAACGGUGCACACCCGAAAAAAAAUCCUCUCACUAUUAAUUCUCUCCCAUCUCUUGUGCUUAUUAGAAUCCCUCGCUGGUCUCCCCUUUUUCCACCUCCACAAUCCUUACCACCACUGAGUUAAUUUUGCUUUUUCAAGAAUUGCCCACCUCGAUUGUAUUUCUCGCUUCACCACACACCCAAUUGCGAGUCCUUUCCCUAAAUGUGUCUAUCUGCCCGUCUGAUAUGUGGAACGUGUCGGGUCAUUGUGUCUCCGGGUCGGCCCGCAGGGGACCGCUCCUCUCCGAAUGAGACUCUCCGCUUUCAGUCAUGCUGCUUUAUUGAGCUAUGAUAAAUCUAUGUAGGAGUCGAGUUUGUGCCUUCCCGCUCCUCUGCUCAGCUCUGUUGCCAGAGGAGCUCGGAGGGAAGCUGGCCUACUAGUGGCAGGCAGCGCCGCACUCGUCAUACUGAGGGACCGGCAUAGCGCCUGGUUUCUCUCGGGGACCGCUGACAUGGAAUAUUUUUAGGCCUGCGUUGCAGCACUGCAGCUUUGCCACGGGUGGCCUUGGUUCUCAGCGGAUUCUCAGCAACAUUGGGAAAAGGGAGGAUUUUCCGGAGUCUGUUUUAUACACUCAAGUGACUUCAGGCCAGAGUUCGGUUCACCCACACGGAAAGACCACUUUCGAAGAAUGACAUGCACUCUUCAAAAAAAGCACCAAUUAAUUUUUACUUCGAGUUAUAUCCUUGGAUGGGCUUCAAUAGAAGGUUCUGUAAAUUCUUGUUUGUAAAAUGCGGUGAAGCCUUCCUCGAAAAAAAUAAAUGAAUUAAACAUGACUGAACUGACAAUUUCAAUGCAACAACCCUAAACAUUUUAAAUCGCCAAAAUACAUUAAGAUUUGAUCAUGUGAAAAUGAUCCUUCAUUAUUUUCAGUUUACAGAACUAAUUGCUCCUUUUAAUAUCCCCCAACUUAAUAAGUAUAAACAACUCAGCAAAUUGUUUCCAAGCAAACAACUGUCUUGCUUAUUUUAUUUUAAGUGCAAGUAAGCCCUGUAGCUCAACAACAACAGAUAAAAAGAUAAACGAUUAAGAAACUAUACGAGGACUGUUUCCUCACCAUAUUUAUCUCCUCUCUCGUCUUCUCUCACUUUCCUUCUCUUGUUACCACUCCCCAGAGGUUUGAUGCUCAGCGGAUGAGCCUGGCGCCUCGUUCCCAUCGCCCUACACGCUCUCUGCAGCAAAAUCAAUAUUUGAGAACAAUUUGCACCGCUCCCGGUUGGCUAGUGAAUAGCGAUGCGACCUCGGCUUCAGGUCUUAAAGACGCAGAUCGUGUCAGAGAACGAUUUUAGCAAUCGACCCGAAGGUCAAGAAAAUAUUCACCAUACAUACCUUUAGAAAAUCUGUGCAGGCACUGCGGCAGAAGACAUACAGAUUCCUUCCUUCUUUUUUGCUAUUUUUGUGAGAAAGAAGAACUUGCAUCUUAUACACGGAACCACUUUUAAAAGGCUUAAACUCAUUUUGGGAUCAACUGUGUAAAAUUGUAGUAAAAGUGUAAUAGCUGUUUGAAAUGUGGUUGCCGACAUUGUGAAAAAGAUGUUAUUUACUCAAAACAAACAGACUGGUGGCUUUUAUCUUCAUGCUUUGGCAUAUGGUGUGAUUCAGACGCCUGAACCUGCAGAAGCAAACACACAGCAUGGUCAGAACGACUGCAGAGUAAACAUGCUAAUGAGAUUGGAUACGUAAAAAAAAACAAAGGGACAAUAAUGUAAACAAAAUCAAAGCCGCACAGAGGUUGCGCUUGAAAGAAAGGGCAAGGGAGGAUUAUUUCAAGUAAGUCUUUAUUUAUGAGCUAAGCCUCCUAAGAGAGCACUUGCAUUGUCACACUUAACGCCUGCAGCAGCUUAUUACCACGUUUGUCCAAUUUGUAUCAAGACCAUGCUUCUCCUUCAUGAUGAAAAUGGUCAUCUUGCAACCACUCAAUGACAUUAAUUGACUGUAAUCCCAUUAUAUGAAGGGCAAUCUUGGAGAACAGAUAAAUAAAAUUAUGAACAACA
This is a messenger RNA of Syngnathus acus (greater pipefish), 4225 nucleotides long. It is a transcript of the gene tafa4b, whose product is annotated as TAFA chemokine like family member 4b. The record is from RefSeq and is a predicted model, not a curated record. The coding region runs from base 683 to 1159 and encodes 158 amino acids. Gene Ontology annotation, molecular function: receptor ligand activity. NCBI's taxonomy places the organism in Eukaryota, Metazoa, Chordata, Actinopteri, Syngnathiformes, Syngnathidae. The transcript has 6 exons.